AUGGUCUUCCGAUCCUCUUCAUGGGCCCUGCGGAACCUGCUGGGCAAGAAGGAGAGUGCGCCCAAGCCGCCAAAGCGCAGCAGCACACCCCGCAGGGAUGGCGCUCCUUCCGGAUUUCGCAUCAUCGUGCCGGACUACUGCCGGCCCGGCCAGGUCAUUUGCGUCCAGGGCCCAGAUGGACAGCAAGUGGAGGUGACGGUGCCGAUGGGGGUGGGCCCCGGACAGCCCAUGUGGGUGCAGGUCCAGCCACGUGCCAGUGCCAGCACGGCAGCUAGCACGGCCCAGAGCAGCGAGGAAGAAGCAGAUGCCAUGGUGCGAGUCCUCGAGCAGGAUGCCCACAGCGCCUGCGAGUUUGCUCAGCGCAGGCUCUUGGAGGAGAUGCAGAUGCAGAUGGCCUUGUGGGCUUCUGCCGAGGCUGCUGGCGAAGGUGCUCCAGAGAGCGAUCAGCUUCAAGUGGCAGCCUCUCAGCCCGAGCUCUCCCAGACACAGGCGACACUCCUUGCGGCAGCUGAGGAGGGCAAUGCAGCCCAGCUCCUCGUGGCACUGGCUGAGGCCAAGAAAUUCAGCGUGGUCUCCAUCUCCCUGGAGGAAGCCGCCAAGGGCUUGCGAGAGUCGGAGGAGGCGAUGCUGACUUGGCGAUGUCUGCGGAGAGCCCUCAGGGAGAAGGACCGCCACGACCUCGAGGUCUGGAGGGAGCACGCCUCCAGCCUCGGCCUGGAAGUGCCAGCGGUGCUGGAACAGGUGCUGGAGGCCCUGCGUGGGCAGGAGCAGGAGCUCCUCCAAAACCUCGAGAAGCGCCGGGACCUGGAGCAGAGGCUCGAGUUCGCGGAGGAGUGCGGGGACGCGGAGCUCCUGGAGCAGGUCCGUCGAGAGGCGGCUCUCCUGGGCAUCCAUGGAGGACAUGGAGGCCGCACGCAUGGCUCGCAAGCGCGGAAAGAGCAGGACGUCCGUGAGGAGGAUGCGUCUGAGCCGCCGCCGCCGCCGGCACCGCCGCCGCCGCCUUCCUCUGGUGCUGCAUCCAGCGCGGAGGAGGCAGUUGAGGACCCGAGGAGUACGCGGGAGCUGCUGGACGAAUGCAGAAAGCGGGGCCUGGACACCUCUGGGUGUCAAGUCAGGGAAGACCUCCUGAAUCUGCUGCGCGCCCAGCCGAGCCAGGGAGGCUCCACUUCCUCGGCCUCUCCACCUCAGGCCGAGGCGCAGCAGAGGCCGCCGCUGCCGAGAGCCGUUGCGACAAAGGUGCAGCCGCCUCCGCCGCAGGCGGCGGGAACUGUUUGGGACCGGAGAGUCGUGCCUCCGCGGUAUCUGAUCCACAAGAGAUACGAGGCCCUCUUCCUCCUGGGCCUCGAGCCUGGUCGCCUCCCAUCGGCCUCGGAGCUGCGCUCCGCGUAUCGAAAAGCGGCGCUCGAAUCUCAUCCUGACCGUCAGCAGAACCACAGCCGCCAGGAGGAGGCAAAGCAGCUUUUCCAGCGGGUCAAGGAUGCCUUCGACCACCUCACGACGAGUGUUCGCUGA
Symbiodinium necroappetens is the source of this 1512-nucleotide messenger RNA. Lineage: Eukaryota; Dinophyceae; Suessiales; Symbiodiniaceae. The record is from the annotation of a GenBank genome assembly.